UCGGUUUCCUCGUGCACAAGAUAAAACAAGAACUGCAAUGAGGGGUAAAUCUAAACGUUCAAUAUGUUUCGUGGUGUUCACAACAGUGGUGCUGUGGACGUCAGGAAGAUAUUUAUUCAACAACGAAGCCGGAUAUCUGGACGAUGAAAUCACUGCUCACAGCAAGUCGAGUACAAGUAGAGUCAACAACGAAGCCGGAUAUCUGGACGAUGAAAUCACUGCUCACAGCAAGUCGAGUACAAGUAGAGUCAACAACGAAGCCGGAUAUCUGGACGAUGAAAUCACUGCUCACAGCAAGUCGAGUACAAGUAGAGAAUUCCACACCGCAGCUUGGGAGGAACUAAUGCAGGUAUAUACUGACAAGAUCAGAGAUUUGCAACAAAAAGGACUAUGGAAGGACAAUCCACUCCCAGUACCGUGUUCUGAUGAAGGCGCUCAAAGUGUACCCUGCAUGGAUUUAAACUGUACCUCCCCGAAUCCAUCAACUGCCAUGGACGAUCUGCGAGAUGUGUUAGACGUUGGAAGGGGAAUAAAUGAAAGACUCUUCUCUAAGAUAAUUGGUCACCUAAGUCCCACCCACUUCCGGUCACGUGUAACGUUCGUCACAGGUGCAUCGUCCAAUCACCUCUCAGAGUCUCUGGAUUUGAUUAAGAACCUGCAGGAAAUAGUCUUUCCCCAACUUGUCAACUUUACCUUCGCCUACUACGAUCUUGGUCUGAAGAAGCAUGAACGACUAAAGGUACAGGAACAGUGUGAUUGUGAGCUGAGAACAUUUCCUCUCCAUCUGAUGCCUAAAUAUUUACAAGAUCUGAGGUGUUAUUCAUGGAAGCCGUUGAUAAUACAGGCUAACCUGCCGUCAACGGACAUAUUAAUCUGGGUGGACAGCUCCAUACGGUUCACUAACCAAUCGGCAAUCAAGCCCAUGUUGAUGGACAUACAACAGAAAGGGAUGCUGACCUAUCGAAACAUUUUGAGCACGGCUCAACUAACGUCUAAAAAAACGUUCAACCAUUUUAAAGCAGAACCAUGUGAAUAUGCCGACGUCCCAGAAACUACUGGUGGAUUUUUGUGUUUUCACAACGAGAAAUUCAUUCAAGAAAUAAUAGUUAAAUCCUGGGCGAUGUGUGCAAUGCACCCCAACUGCAUGUGCUCGGUUCCAAGUCGAAAAGGUCUAUACUGCAACCUUAAAAUCCGAAAGUACAACAAAUGUCACCGUUACGACCAGUCAGCAAUGACGUUAAUCCUGGCAAAAUUGUUUCGUCAUCACCAGGACACAUUUCUUUCAAAAUUCAACGCUUUGCCUAACGUAUUCGUGAAGAGGAAGUAGUAUGCACUGUGGGAAUAUGGAGCCACCCCGUCCUGGAGCAUUUUCGGGGCUUGGACCCUGCUCCGGGAUCAUGAUACCAAAUUUAAAUUUAAAUCGUGGAACAUGAAGCUUAAUCUAUAAGAAUAUCUUAAGUCUAAGAUAAAAUUUGAUCGUAAGUCCUAAGACAGCCCCUGAGUAGACCUAAGAGAAGAUGUGUAGCAAGAAAGACGACAGACCAAACGCGACACGCGACAACUGUGUUUACAAACAACCCGAAUUUCGCAUCUCCCUUCACUAAAGAGUUCCAGCCAUUACCGUAGUACGGUAUAACGUGCCUUAGACUUAGAAUCCUAGCUGAGCAAAAUCUUCAAAACUUAAGACAAAAUUCGUGCUUAGCAAAAUUUGAGCUAGGACCACUUUCAUGAUCCUUGUCCUGGGCGGGGACGCGCCCUAUCUCCGGUGUUUAUACUGCAGAAGAUAAAGAAAGAAGUGAAGAGCAGCAU
Molecule: messenger RNA, 1809 nt
Organism: Haliotis rufescens (red abalone)
Lineage: Eukaryota; Metazoa; Mollusca; Gastropoda; Lepetellida; Haliotidae
Exons: 10
Coding region: 38-1327 (429 amino acids)
Source: RefSeq, a predicted model, not a curated record